Molecule: messenger RNA, 282 nt
Organism: Staurois parvus
Lineage: Eukaryota; Metazoa; Chordata; Amphibia; Anura; Ranidae
Source: the annotation of a GenBank genome assembly
AGUUCUAACCAGGGGCGGACUGACCAUUUGGAAACUCGGGCACUGCCCGAGGGCCCGUGGUCAGUAGGGGGCCCCAUGAGAUGCCCUUGGUACCUUUUUCAUAGGCUUUUUUGAGUUUGGGCAAGGACACAGGGGCCCUAUGAUCCCCUAUUGCCCGGGGGCCCCAUGAGUUGUCAGUCCGCCCCUGGUUCUAACUGUGGUUGGACGGAGAGUGCACUCCCUUUAGGAGAUAUAACAUGUAGCGGCCGAGUUGGCAUCCGUGAGGUGAUAGGCGAUUAGCCA